Messenger RNA from Ascochyta rabiei, 663 nucleotides. RefSeq lists its product as uncharacterized. Lineage: Eukaryota; Fungi; Ascomycota; Dothideomycetes; Pleosporales; Didymellaceae. The coding region runs from base 1 to 663 and encodes 220 amino acids. The transcript has a single exon. The record is from RefSeq and is a predicted model, not a curated record.
AUGAUUUCCACACUCAUUCUCUCGACUAUAAUCACUCUGGCUACGGCUCAGCAGGUCACAAUGACCGUCCCAUACGUCUUCGGCGAUGCCAAUUCUGUAGCUGCGUCCGUUGUAGGCGCCAACAAGGACGCCACCACAUUCGCGCUGGCGUGUAUGUCAGCCGACUGCGGACUCUUCCCCAAGAACAUCCUCGUCGUGGGACGCUCGACCUACCACGUCGACAUGUCGGACCCCAACACCGAUUUCACCGCAACCCAGGAUUGCGUGCUUGCAUCCAGCAGUGCGGUGUGCAAGGAAACUGCUGGCGGCAGUGAGGCCAACUUCCCGGGAUCGAGCACGACGACUUACGAGGGUACCGAGAUUGGCAAGCUGACCUUGACGGUCACUGCGGGUACGGAGGAGCUGGUUCUUACAGGUUCCGUGGCCGGGAGCUCGUCUGCAAUAGCGUCGCAGACUGCAGCUCGGAGUGUACCUUCAAGCGCAUCGACAGCAAGCGUCACGCCAAUGCCGGGGUCAGGUAGCGCCGCUGCAUCUUCAAGCGCAUCUCGAACGGGUUCUGCACCUGCCCAGGCUUCUACGGCCGGUGCGGCAGUCAACGGUAUGGUCUUCGGAGGGGGUUUUGUUGGCAUUGCUGCAUGUGUGUUUGGCGGUCUGCUGUUGUAG